AUGAAGAAGUUUUAGUUUGGUUUAUUGGAACAAAUAGAUAUUAAAUUUCUUCCUUAAAAUAAUCCUCAAAUUGCACCCACUAUAUAUUACGGAAUAAUACUUAGAGUUUAAGAAAACUGCAACAAAAACACUUCAUUAUUAUUGAAAAAUUUAGAAACUAAAAAACUUAUAUGGAGUGAUUUAAAUUAGGCUGACUUAAAUAUUUGGACUUCUUUAAAUUUUCCUUAAUUGUCAUAAUAAGAGCUAAAAUAUAAUUAUAUACUUGACGUAUAUAAAGAAGAGCACGAGGAUGUAAAAGAACUAAUAAAGAAGUAUUUUUUGAAGUCUUUUUACGAAAAAAAUUAAUAAGGUGAAGAAGCUUCUAUAUUAUUUAAUGCCUUGAAAAAAAUUAAUAAAUAUACAUUUGAUAAUAUGCCAUUCGAAAUGAGAAAAAAAGAAAGAUGUGCCCAAUGUAAUUAUAUUCUUUAUAAUUUAAAAUUUACUGUUUGUUAAUAUUGCCAAUUGUAUUAUCAUGCAUAAUGCGUUUAAGAUUAAGAAAACUUUGUGUGUGAAUAAUGUAGACCAUGUACAAUUUGUUAUGGAAAAAUAAAUAAAGACAAUAUUACAUGUUGUGAAUGUAAAUCUAGAUUUCAUAAAAAAUGUGGAUUCUCAAUAGCCCAUGACUUAAGGAUUGUAGAUAAAUAAUAUGGAGUUAAAUUAUAUUGCGAGUCCUGUGUAAAAUGCUGUAUGUGUGGCGUUAAAUUACUAAAUGCAGUUAAUGGAUAUUAAUUUUAAGAUGAUUAAAUAUACUGUAAUGAAUGUAUUUAAUAAUUAGAAAAAAAAGAAUAUUGUCCAGUCUGUAGAUAGUUUUGGUAAAAAGAAUGCACUAAAGAUAUGGUUUAGUGUUCUUGUUAAAUGUGGAUACAUAAAGAAUGUGACCCUCAUUUGAAAAAUUAUAAAGAAUAAGCAAUUUAUCAUUGUCCUAAUUGCAGAAUAAAAAUGAAAAGAGUCAUUUAUUGUUAAUUUAUUAAUAUUUUAUCUCAUCUUGAUUUCCAAAAAUUCUAUACAAAAAGUGAAUUCGAAAAGAUACCAAACUACCUAGAAUCAAUUAAAAAUCCUAUAGACCUUGAAAUGAUGAAAACUAAAGCCUCCUAAGGAGAAUAUGACGGAAAUUUUUCUUAUGACCUCCUUUUAAACGAUUUCCAUUUAUUAAUAGAAAAUGCUUUAGAAUUUAAUGCCCAUAAUCACGAGGCUUAUAAAGAAGCGGCUAAAUUAAAUCUUUUGGGAAAAGUUGCUUUUUAAUAUUUUAAAGAAAAUCUUUAAGUCUAAGAAAAUCAAUUAAUAUUUACAGAAUGUAAUGCUUUUAAAAGAAAAAAUCUAGCCACUUGCAUAGUUUAUAUUUAAAAUUAAGAAUACAAUCAAAACCUUUAAAAUGAUGUUAUAAGUAGUCCUAUAAAUGAUAUUUUAUGCUAAUUAUGUUAAUUAAGUGGUCAUCGAAAGUUAAAUGGAAGAUUAUUAAAUUUCCAUAUUGACUAAUGGGUCCAUACAAACUGUGUAUUAUGGAGCAAUGAUGUAAGCGAAAGUGAAGAUGGAGGAUUAAAAUUCAGUAUAUCUUCUCUUAAAAAAUCAUAAUCUAAUUAUUGUAAACACUGUGAAAAAUCAGGAGCUACCGUUUUUUGUUUAAUUUUUAUCUAAAUGAAAAAAAAAAAAGAUUCCUAUCUUGUUAAUACCGCAAUUUUUGAUGAAAAUCAUCCUUUAAUCGAAUAAAUAGCCCUAAAACAAAAUAACAUACAAAAUAGCGAAUCUAUAGAAAUAGAAAGUAGUCAAUAAUCUCUAAAUAUAAUCAGUUUGAUUUCUGAAAAGCUUAUUUUUACAGGUAAUAAUUACACAUAAAGCCAAGUAUAUUCAGUUUAAGAAAUGAAUAAUUUAAUCCAGGAAAAAACGCAAUUAUAAAAAACAAAUAAUUAAAUGAAUAAUUCUGUCAUAAAAUACAUUGGAUUCGACAUCCCUUAAAUAAUAAAAGAAAUUCAAAAACAUAAUUAAUAACAAUAAAGUUCUUUUAAGAAAAUAAAAAAUUAGAGUAUAACCACAUUCAAAGAAUUAUUUUAUAAAGAUAAUAUAGAGUAAAUGAAUUCAUUCGAAAAAUAAAAAUUAUUGGAAAAAACACAUCAGAUUUUCAUCUAAAAUUUAAAAACUAAAGGCCAGUAAAUAAACUCAAAUAUAAUUCCAGAAAAUAUUCCAAUUCUUUAAUCUUUUGGGUAAAAAAAACAUGAACUUCAAUCCCAUUUUUCGAAAUAAAACUAAAAAUCAGAACUCAAAAACAACUUAUAUAUAAGGCCUGAAGAUAUUAUGUAGGAAGCCAACCCUAAUUAUAUGAAAUUCGAUACCAAAUAAACAUUAAGAGAAAAAGAAAUAGAAAGAAAAAUAAAAUAAGAAUAUGCUAAUUAUAUUGCAGAUAAAAAAAAACAUUUAAAUUUAUAUGCUGGACCUUCUAAAAUACAUAAAUAUGGUCUAUUUGCUAAAAAACAUUUUUUAUAAGAUGAUAUUGUAAUUGAAUAUUUAGGUGAAACAAUAAGAUAAGUAUUAGCAGAUUAUAGAGAAAAAAUAUAUAAUUAAAAAGGUUUCGGAGAUUGUUAUAUGUUUAAAGCUGGCCCUAAUAAAAUUAUAGAUGCUACUUUUAAGGGAAACGAAGCUCGUUUUUUGAAUCAUUCUUGUUAACCUAAUUGUGCAAGUCAGGUUAUUGAAUAUGAAAAAGAUACUAAAAUUAUUAUUUAUGCUAAAACGGAAAUUUAACCAGGUGAAGAAUUAACUUAUGAUUAUUGUUUUGAUAUAGAAGAAGAAAAAUUAGUAUGUAAUUGUGGUGAUCCAAAAUGUACUGGAAAAUUAAAUUGA
This is a messenger RNA of Ichthyophthirius multifiliis, 2871 nucleotides long. RefSeq names its product SET domain protein. The transcript is spliced from 10 exons. Gene Ontology annotation, molecular function: protein binding; histone H3K4 methyltransferase activity. The record is from RefSeq and is a predicted model, not a curated record. NCBI's taxonomy places the organism in Eukaryota, Ciliophora, Oligohymenophorea, Hymenostomatida. Gene Ontology annotation, cellular component: Set1C/COMPASS complex.